UAAGUGAUUGCUAGCUCACAGCCACACUUCUCACCAUGAGCAGACAAGCCUGCAAGAAGUCCUUCAGCUGCGGGAGCCAGGGCUUCUCUGGCCACUCGGCUGUGGUAUCCGGCGGCAGCAGCCGGAGGAGCUGCGUGGCACGCACUGGGGCAGCCCGCGGAGGGGCUUGUGGUUUCCGGAGCGGAGCAGGAAGCUUUGGCAGUCAGAGCCUCUACAGCCUGGGUGGCAGCAGGAGCAUCUCUAUGAGUGUGGCGGCUGGUGGCUCCCAGACUGGUGGCUUCAGUGGAGGGCUUGGCAGCUGUGGCGGUGGCUACGGAGGUGGCUUCGGUGGUAGCAGAGGGAUGGGAGGUGGCUUUGGAGGAGCUUCUGGAUUUGGGGGAGCUAGUGGCUUUGGUAGGCCCGGUGGCUUUGGUCCCGGUGGCUGCCCUGGGGGAAUCCAGGAAGUGACCAUCAACCAGAGCCUCCUGCAGCCCCUCAAUGUGGAGAUUGACCCGCAGAUUGGGCAAGUGAAGGCCCAGGAGCGUGAACAGAUCAAGACACUCAACAACAAGUUUGCCUCCUUCAUCGACAAGGUGCGCUUCCUGGAGCAGCAGAACAAGGUCCUGGAGACCAAGUGGGCCCUGCUCCAGCAGCAGACCAAAGGCUCUGGCUCAGGCCCCCAGAGUUUGGAACCUUUCUUUGAAUCCUACAUCAGCUGCUUGCGCAAGACGUUGGAUUCACUGAUGGGGGAGAAGGGAAGCCUGGAGGGAGAGCUGAAGGGCAUGCAAGACCUGGUGGAAGACUUCAAAAGGAAGUAUGAAGAGGAAAUCAACAGGCGCACCACUGCGGAGAAUGAGUUUGUAGGGGUGAAGAAGGAUGUAGAUGUUGCUUUUAUGAACAAGGUGGAGCUGCAGGCUAAAGUGGACAGCCUGACAGAUGAAAUCAACUUUCUGAGGACUCUCUACGACAUGGAGCUGUCCCAAAUGCAGAGCCACGUCAGUGACACAUCUGUGGUCCUGUCCAUGGACAACAACCGCUGCCUGGACCUGGACAGCAUCAUCUCUGAGGUCAAGGCACAGUAUGAGGACAUUGCCCAGAGGAGUAAGGCUGAGGCUGAGGCCCUGUACCAGACCAAGCUUGGGGAAUUGCAGACCACAGCUGGAAAGCAUGGGGAUGACCUGAGGAGCACCAAGAGCGAGAUCAUGGAUCUCAACAGGAUGAUCCAGAGACUUCGAGCGGAAAUGGAGAACAUCAAGAAGCAGAACACCAACCUGCAGACGUCCAUUGCAGAAGCCGAACAGCGUGGCGACAGGGCCCUCAAGGAUGCUGAUGCCAAACUCCAAGACUUGCAGGCUGCCAUGCAGAAGGCCAAGGAUGAUCUGGCCCGGAUGCUGCGUGACUACCAGGAGCUGAUGAAUAUCAAGCUGGCCCUGGACGUGGAGAUCGCCACCUACCGCAAGCUGCUGGAGGGCGAGGAGUGCAGGAUGUCUGGAGAAUGUCAGAGUGAUGUGUGCAUUUCGGUGGUCAGCAAUGUCACCAGCACAAGCAGCAGCUCGGGAGGCUUCAGAGGGGCCGGUGGCAGCAGCAGUGGCUCCAGAGGUGGCAGCAGCAGCUCUGGAGGCUUCAGAGGGGCCGGUGGCAGCAACUAUGGAGGGGACAGCAGUGGCAGGAGCAGCAGCAGCAGGGACAGCACUGGCAGCAGGCUUGGCCGUGAAGGCAGCGUCUCUGUAAGCCAGCGGGGAAUGGGCUUUAACUCUGGUGGCACCCAGGCCUCCGUAGGCGGCAGCUACAAGUCCAGCAGAGGAAGCAGCAGCAGCGUCCACUUCUCUCAGACCACCAGUUCCAGCCAGCAGCGCUCCAAGUGAUCUUCAGGAGCAACACCCCCGCUCCCCACCCCCGUCCCCUGUCCCCUGCCUCAGCCUGCAACUGUGUCCCUUUCCUGAGCCUUCUAGUCUAGCCUAGCCCAUUCUGGCCAUCUACCUCUCAUAGGAGGAAGGUCGAGGUUUCCAAACUGCUGGUUCUCACGAAGCUGUCUUCAUGCUUGGCACAUCUGUUUCCCUAAUCUCCUGAGCUUCGGAUCUUUCGCUGAUGACAUGCUGCGCUUGCUUUUCUCAAUAAAUUGCACUGUGCUUCACCAA
Molecule: messenger RNA, 2117 nt
Organism: Peromyscus maniculatus bairdii (prairie deer mouse)
Lineage: Eukaryota; Metazoa; Chordata; Mammalia; Rodentia; Cricetidae
Product: keratin, type II cytoskeletal 2 oral
Biological process (GO): keratinization; intermediate filament organization
Cellular component (GO): keratin filament
Molecular function (GO): structural constituent of skin epidermis
Source: RefSeq, a predicted model, not a curated record